CAAAUAAGUUAAUUACUCGCCAUAAGUCAUAACCUUGUGUAUUCCCUCCCGUUGGUCCACCACAUAACGACGGGUCGAUGCGUCACAACGACGAGCUGAUUCCGCCGGAACUUCCAUCUCCACCUCCAAUUUGAACUGUCAAUUUCGCUAGAUAAAAGCAACCCAUUCUGACAUGUUUCCCUUCUGCAAUGCCCACUUCAUCUCUACCUUUUAAAGCUGUCACUCUUCGUACAAACAAGAAGCUCAAUAAUUCAUGCUUAGUACAAAAGAUUCUCAAUCUUUCUUCGCAAGGCUAUCUUAAACAAGCCUUCAAUUACCUUAACAUCCUAACCCGUAAAGGCAUUCGCUUAGACAGUAAAACUUUAGCUUCUAUCAUUCAACAAUGUGCCAAUUCCAGGUCACGUGAAGAAGGAAAAUGGAUACAUUUGCAUCUCAAGACUACUGGGUGGAAACACCCCACAACAUUUCUAGCCAAUCAUUUGAUUAAUAUGUAUGGUAAAUGUGGUGAUCAUAUUGAAGCACGUAAGGUGUUCGAUAAAAUGACUACGAGAAAUUUGUAUUCCUGGAAUAAUAUGCUCUCUGGGUAUACUAAGUUAGGCAUGAUUAAGGCUGCUAAAAGGCUGUUUGACAAAAUGCACGCGAAAGACAUCGUUUCUUGGAAUACUAUGGUGAUUGGAUACGCUCAGAUUGGCUACUUCAACGAGGCUCUCAAGAUGUAUAGAGAAUUUAGGAGGUUAAGUAUUGGGUUCAAUGAGUAUAGCUUUGCUGGGGUUAUCACUGCUUGUGUUAAGUCCAGGGAUUUUUCUCUCACAGGGCAGGUUCAUUGCCAAGUAUUCGUCGUCGGGUUUUUAUCCAAUAUAGUUCUUUCUAGUUCAAUUGUUGAUGCUUAUGCAAAAUGUGGGAAGAUGAGCGAUGCUAGGAGGUUGUUUGAUGCAAUGCGAGUAAGAGAUGUUCUUGCCUGGACCACUUUGGUUUCAGGCUAUUCAAGGUGUGGCGAUAUGGUGUCAGCAAGGGAGCUUUUUGAAGCAAUGCCUGAGAAGAAUCCUGUUUCUUGGACAGCUUUGGUUGCUGGUUAUUCCCACAGUGGCAUGAGCAUUCAGGCCCUUGAUUUAUUUGCAAAGAUGAUGAAGCUUCAGGUCCAACCUGAUCAGUUUACAUUUAGUAGUUGCCUAUCUGCUUGUGCUUGUAUAGCAUCACUCAAGCACGGUAAGCAAAUACAUGCAUUUCUGGUGAAUGCUGGUUUUAGACCUAAUUCAAUUGUUGUGAGUUCUCUCAUUGAUAUGUAUUCCAAAUGUGGAAGUUUGGAAGUUGCAAUGAGGGUAUUUGACAUGGCAUAUAACAAGCAUGAUGCAGUAUUAUGGAGUACUAUGUUGUCUGCAUUAGCACAACAUGGCAUGGGUGAAGAGGCAAUUGAAAUGUUUUUUAAGAUGGUGAAGUUUGGAGUGAAACCGAACCGUGUCACUUUUGUUGUCCUUCUCAAUGCUUGUAGUCAUUCAGGGCUAGUGCAAGAAGGGCUUUCCUUUUUCGAGACAAUGACCUCUAAUUAUGAUGUUCUUCCCGAUCAAGAACACUAUGCAUGUAUAAUUGACCUCUUGGGUAGGGCAGGACGUUUUAGUGAAGUGCUAGCUCUGAUAAAGAAGAUGCCUUGUGAACCUGAUGAUCAUAUUUGGAAUGCCUUACUUGGUGUUUGUAGGAUACAUGGAAAUGUGGAGUUGGGUAGAAUGGCUGCAGAACUGCUAAUAGAGCUGGAUCCACAGUCUCCUGCCGCAUAUUUGCUGUUGUCAAGUAUUUAUGGUGUACUUGGGAUGUGGGAAAAUGUAGAGAAAGUGAGACAUCUUAUGAAGGAGAGACAUGUUAGGAAAGAACAGGCUGUUAGUUGGUUAGAGAUUGAACAUAAAUUGCUUCCCUAUUUUGGGUGCAAUAAGUUGAAUACUUUAGAGAAAGAUGGACACACUAUUUUGCAACUGCUAGCUGAUCAGACAAAUGAUGAUGAUCUAUUACAUGAUAGUAAAAGCUCGUCCCCUUCCAACCCUGUUAGCUAAGUGACCACAUCAUAAUAUUUUCUGGUCCUGCAUCUUUCUCUUCCUCCUGCUGCAUUGAGCCAGACUGAUUUUUCAUCCAAAUUUUGUCGAUACAUUCAUACAUGAUGGGGGUGAUGCUACAGGUAGCAACCUUUGCUGAAGUACAAGGGCCACCCUUUCAACUGGAGCAUACCAGAAAAUAAGCCCCUUGUUUGCUCUUUUGGCUGUCAUUGGCUUCACAAUUAUCACCUGUGAUUUGUUUAGUGACUUAAAUGACUGGUUGAAGUUAGUUCCUAUGCCAAGGGCGUCAACAGAUAACAGAUUCAUCAGGAAUAAAAUCCAUACGGCGUUCUCUUUCUUCCUCUUGUAGCUUAAGAGAAAUGCCUCUAUUCAAAAGUCAAAAUUACCCAAACAGUGGCUAUAGGGACUAUUGACUUACUUGCUUCAAUGGGUAUGAGUGAACUACCUGGUGUUGUACUCAAGGAAGAGCAGACAGUGGCUAUAGCUGCACCUUUUGGUGGAUUUGGCGACGGCCGUGGUGGAUUCGGCGACGGUACUGAGAUGGAUUUGUUCAUGUUUUUUACUUAAAUGUUCGUUUUUGUUGUUAUGAGAAGUGAUUUUUACUAAAUUGUAGCUUGAUUUUUAUCUGAUUAUGGGUUUAAAUUUGGGGGGGGGGGGGGAAGAAAAAAGAAAAAAAUGCCACAUGUCUUUAUUUAAUUCGCUGAUUUUAACACGUCAGGCGAGUGCAUUACACACACUUAAUAUAUUUUGGUGAUUGUCAAAAAAGUGUCAAAAUGACACAUCGGAGCCUUACUUGAGGUGU
Solanum dulcamara is the source of this 2844-nucleotide messenger RNA. Its product is annotated as pentatricopeptide repeat-containing protein At2g21090. NCBI's taxonomy places the organism in Eukaryota, Viridiplantae, Streptophyta, Magnoliopsida, Solanales, Solanaceae. Gene Ontology annotation, molecular function: RNA binding; protein binding. The record is from RefSeq and is a predicted model, not a curated record. The transcript has 2 exons. Bases 189 to 2042 code for a protein of 617 amino acids. Gene Ontology annotation, biological process: RNA modification.